AUGGACGGGGACGGAGGCGCCGGACUGGGCGGCGCGGCGAGGGAGACGCCCGCCGGCCUGGGCGCCGCGCCGAGGGAGCCCCCCGCCGGCCUGGUCGCCGCAGAGAUGGAAGGGCCCGCCGGCCUGGCCGCCGCGCCGCGGGCGGCCCCCGCCAGCCUGGGCGGCGCAUCGCGGGCGGCACCCGCCGGCCUGGCCGUCGCGCCGAGGGUGGCCCCUGCCGGCCUGGCCGCCGCGCCGAGGGCGGCCGUCGCCGGUCUGGGCGGCGCGCCGAGGGUGGCCCCCGCCGGUCUGGGCGCCGCGUCGAGGGGCGGCAUGACCGACGCGACGAGGGAGGCAUCAGGCAUGGAGCAAGAUCCGUCCAGGGGUGAUUUUGGGGCCCAGGAUGAUGGUGACCAAGGUCUGGCCGUCGGCGGACGAGGUCAUGACCGUGUUGGCAAUUUCAGGGGUGGCGGCCAAGGCCGUGGCCGUGUUGGCCAGGGUGGCGGCCGUGGCCGUGGCUGUGGCGCCGGGCAUGGCAGCGAGAAGGCAUCAAAGAGAAACGCUCCUAACACGCUGCAAGAUAGAAAUAUGCUUGUGAAGUCAAUUUGGAUAGCUGGAUCAGGAGUGAAAGGCUUAUGGUAG
This is a messenger RNA of Setaria italica (foxtail millet), 621 nucleotides long. Its product is annotated as circumsporozoite protein-like. NCBI's taxonomy places the organism in Eukaryota, Viridiplantae, Streptophyta, Magnoliopsida, Poales, Poaceae. The transcript has 2 exons. The coding region runs from base 1 to 621 and encodes 206 amino acids. The record is from RefSeq and is a predicted model, not a curated record.